AUGUCGCCCCUCGAGCGCUUCAGCAAAUGGGUCCAGCUCAAGAUCUACCAGUUUGAGGUCACCUACAGCGUCUACAUGCUGACGCCCAUGGAGAAGUUCUUUGUUUACUCCCUCCUCUUCCUCCUCACGAGCCUGACCUCCAUCGCCAUCUUCCUCUACCUCCCCCACCACGUCGCCUUCCUGAUCAACCGCGCCUGGUUCUACGCCCACGGUGACAGCCAGUUUGACGCAGCCCAGAGCCUACUGCAGGGCGUGGCCGUGGCAGAAAAGGCCGGCACCACGGCUGCCGUGCAAGCUACCACGGCUGUCGAGAGCCUCGCCGACGCCGCUGCGACGGUCGUGCGGGAGCUGUAG
Molecule: messenger RNA, 354 nt
Organism: Sporothrix brasiliensis 5110
Lineage: Eukaryota; Fungi; Ascomycota; Sordariomycetes; Ophiostomatales; Ophiostomataceae
Exons: 2
Coding region: 1-354 (117 amino acids)
Source: RefSeq, a predicted model, not a curated record